ACACACAGCGUCGGGCUAGGAGGGGUUCUGGGCCAGUCUGUGCGGAGAUGAAGCUCAAACAGCGCAUGGUGGUCCUGUGUGCCGUGCUUCUCCUGCUGGGCCUGGCCAAGAUCUUCCUGCUGGAUGGAGGUGAAGGAUCUGCAGCCAGUCGACGGGACCUCAGAGCGUUCCGCAAGAUGGAAGCUGGCAUCGCUCUGUCCCGCAGUGCUCGUCUCACCCACACCCUCCAGUCUCCGUGGGAGAUAGCGAGCCAGUGGGUGGGCCCGAGAGAGGUGUACCCUGAGGAGACCCCCGAGCUGGCUGCCGUGCUCAUCGCCCUCAGCACUUCCAGGAUUGAACGGGCAGAUGUGGGCUAUAAGGGCACCCAGCUCAAAGCCCUGCUGGUGCUGGAUGGGGGACAGAAAGUGGUCUUCAAACCCAAAAGGUACAACAGAGACCAUGUGGUUGAGGGCGAGCCAUACGCAGGCUACGACAGACACAACGCAGAGGUGGCAGCGUUUCACUUGGAUAGGAUCCUAGGGUUCAGGAGAGCACCUCUAGUGGUGGGGCGAUUCGUCAACCUGCGGACGGAGAUCAAACCUGUGGCGGCGGACCAGCUGCUGAGCACCUUCCUCAUGCAGGGUAACAACACGUGUUUCUAUGGAAAGUGUUACUACUGUCGGGAAAGUGAGCCAGCCUGUGCAGAGGGAGAAAUCAUGGAGGGCUCAUUAACCCUUUGGCUGCCAGACGUCUGGCCUCUGCAGAAACACAGACACCCCUGGGGACGCACCUACAGAGAGGGGAAACUUGCCAGGUGGGAGUACGAUGAGAGUUACUGCGAGGCUGUGAAGAAAAUGCCACCAUACGAUGCAGGGCCCAGGCUGCUGGACGUCAUAGACACGGCCAUAUUUGAUUAUCUCAUUGGGAACGCUGACCGGCAUCACUAUGAGAGUUUCCAGGACGACGGGGGCGCCAGCAUGCUCAUCCUGCUCGACAACGCAAAAAGCUUUGGGAACGCAGCUUUGGAUGAACGAAGCAUCCUCGCACCACUUUACCAGUGUUGCAUGGUCCGCGUCUCCACGUGGAACAGGUUGAACCUGCUGAGAAGUGGAGAGCUGAGUUCAGCCUUGCGACAGGCUCUGGCAUUCGACCCCAUCUACCCUGUCCUGGCUGAAACGCACCUCGCAGCCCUGGAUAGGCGUUUGUCUGGAAUCAUAUCAACUGUCAAGCAGUGCAUGGAGUCGCAGGGCCCCGACAACACCCUAAUAGAGGACCGAAUGAACCUCCCGCAUCCAUAGAAACAAGGAGAAAACUGGAAGAGGAAGUAGCCAUGAAAGUUGCUGACUGAAACAUCAGCAACCCUGAUGCUAAAGAAAGAGAUGCAUAGUCGGCAAAUGGAACCACAGGGUGGAAGCAAUAGCGUCUCUUGACCCUCGUCACUUAUUGCAAUUCACUCUGACAAAGACUGGAGUGGUUCUCAAAGAAGAACCACCCGAUUCACAGUGUUGGAACUGUGUCACUUUGAGCUACAAAAACGUUCUCUAAGGACUGUUGAGCACCAAAGGACAGUAUCUGCUGUAAAGACACAUCUGUGCACUACUACUUCUUGUUGGGACGACACUCCUGCUGCAGUCUUCCCUCCCGGUCCAGGUUCAACGUCAUCUGAGAGGAAACCAUGGGGCUCAGAGAGAUGGCGAUGGGAAGUUCAAAUGAGCCACCAACGUAAGGAUGGAAGACACAGUUCAGUCGUGUUUCAGGCUGUUUGGACGUUUACAGUCCAAGGAACUGAAAAUCUGUUUUAGAACUGAAAAUACUUAUUUUUUCCCUUUUUGAACUGAAAAGGAAUUGAGCUCAGCUCCUGAGCCGUCAGUAUGUACAUAUUUAACUGCGUACUAUACACAUAAAAGAGAGAGAAUAUACCUUUGUAGAUAAUAUUAAAUAAAGCUAAGGGUGUGUGUGCGAGUGAGUGCCAUAUUUUGCCGUUAAUAUGAAAGCUACUGACAGUAGAGAGACAGAAUUGAGGUGGGGGGGACGCAGAGGUCAGGUGUGUGGGUUAAUCUACAGAAUUAAACUAUGAUUUUUGGUUGUGGUUCUGACGUCUAUUCUUCCAUGCCUUCACCACUUGAAAGUCUUCUUUUUUUCUUUAGACACAAACAAGUCAGACUGACUUUCUCAUGUCGGAAGGGACCUCGACUUAACUCUUACUUUUAAUUUAACUCAAUCUCGGAAGCAUAACAAGUCAUAUCUGGAACUCAUUGGUCAUACUGGAAGUUUCUCAAAACUACUUUUAGUUUUCACCAUUUAGAGUCUCACUCUGUCAAACUUUCUUUUCAUUUUGCCAGAUUUUAAUCGGCUCUCAUUUCCUAAAUUCAGUUCAGAUUGAACAGAACAAACUUUAACCUCACUUUGGCCACAUCUUUCAUCUCACGCUCACAUCAUCAGGUUGUGGAUGUGUGUAUGCUGCUGAUGAUUAACCCAAUAACACUCUUUCAUCCUCAAAUUCAAACUUUCUUCAUCCGUCUGCUCUUGAUGUUGGCUAAAACUAAAAUAUAACUGUUCAAAAUAUAUUAUAUUGUCCAAAACAAAACAAAAAUCUUUCCUGAUAACUAUUGUUUGAAUUCAUUUUUUUGGCCCUUUAUAACAAUGUAAUGCUGUUGCGAUACUUGUGAUGAUGGACUUCCCCUUUCGACCAUGUGCUCCUGGUACAGAUCGUUGGUCACCAUCCUUAUCACUUGACAUUUCAUUACUUUCAUCGUGGUUGUUGGUAUCGUGUCUACAAAGCGUGUUCACUUGUCGCAGAACUUGAACCCCGCAGAAGGGAAAUGUAAUAGUGAAACCAUUUGGCAGGUGCCCCUCUCCCACAAGCAGAUGUUCGCUCUCAGCUGCCGGCUCUUGGUGCUGUCACGUGGCGCUCUGUGUUGAUGUGUGCAACAUAUAUAGGACAUCUGUUUCAUUUAUGCUAAGCAGGUGUUAUGUUGGGACGUCUCCCAGAACACUGACACUAUGACAAAAAAACACUGUUUUCUAUCAUGUUGGAACAUGUCAGGUCACAUCGCAGAUUAAAGACGACAUUGAGUUUUCUGAUGUUUUCAUAUUGUGUUUGGAAGAAGCAGGUAAAUAUUGUUGGUCUCUAGCUGCCAGCGCGCCACAACAUUCAGCCUUUAUUAUGCCGACAACCGACAGUGGCUGGAGACAGAUGUUUUGGGGUUUUCCAUCCUUCCGUCCAUUCCAUUCUUGUGAACACGAUAUCUCAAGAACACCCAAAGGAAUUUACCUCAACUUUGGCGCAAACUCUCAGUGGAACUUGUGGAUGAACUGAUUGGAUUUUGGUGGUCUAAGGUCAAGGUCGCUGUGACCUCACAAAUCACAUUUUCUUCAUAUCUCAGGAACACCCCCAGGGAUUCCUUUAAAAAUGGUCAAGGUCACUGACUGCAAUCUAAUUAAAGUCAACACACUAAUCUGUGUUAUCUAAAGAACGCCUCAAGAGAAUCCUUUCAAUUUGACACAAAGGUUCACUUAGACUCUCGGUUUAACGGUUAGGAUUUGGGACUUGAAAAUGAACUAAUAAAAUUUCUGUGGUUGAGAGUGAAGCUCAUGGACCUCAUGAUUAUGAAAUAAAAUAUGUAGAAUGAAA
This is a messenger RNA of Limanda limanda (common dab), 3613 nucleotides long. RefSeq names its product FAM20B glycosaminoglycan xylosylkinase (gene fam20b). Gene Ontology annotation, cellular component: Golgi apparatus. The record is from RefSeq and is a predicted model, not a curated record. NCBI's taxonomy places the organism in Eukaryota, Metazoa, Chordata, Actinopteri, Pleuronectiformes, Pleuronectidae. Gene Ontology annotation, molecular function: phosphotransferase activity, alcohol group as acceptor. The coding region runs from base 48 to 1277 and encodes 409 amino acids. Gene Ontology annotation, biological process: protein phosphorylation. The transcript is spliced from 8 exons.